CAUGAAAUAUUCAUUGUAGAGUCAGAGGGCGCUCCUAUAUAAAAACCGGGAACAAGUCACCUUGCCAAACUUCAAUUACACCCGAAGAGAACGAAACCGUUAAACUGCUGAAGGUUUUCGCAAAGCUCAAAAGAUGGACACAAGAGUGAUUGCUGUAUUGUUCGUGGCUAUAAUGGUUCUGUCCUCGACAAAUGCUCUACCCAAACAGAAGGGAAGCUACAAGAACAUGAACCAUGCGGAUUUCUUGAAGGGGCUGGAUCGCGCUAGUAGCAAACGGGACUGCAGGGACUCACACUGGAGCUGUUUCUUCCAGAGCAACUACGAGGAUAUCUGCAGCACGGCACAGGCCGAAGAGUGUGCGCUAUCCUGUGGAUUAUGUUGAUCUAUAACUGAUAAGUGCAUAUAUCACGACACGGACCACCCCGGACAGCAGACACUUCGGACAUGUUCUAUGUUUACUGCAGUCAGUUCUUGUCAGAAGGAUCCAAUUAAUAGUACACCUGCUAGUUUUAUUUGUUUUAAAGCUCACAGUUUUUAGAGUAUCGAUAAAUAAUAUGGCUAACCCAACGAUAGAACCUGUGUAUAGUAGAGUGGCUCUAUAAAUAAACUCAUACGUAGUCUACCCGAUAAAUCGGUCUAAUAAAACUUGACUGAGGAAAA
Messenger RNA from Nematostella vectensis (starlet sea anemone), 660 nucleotides. RefSeq names its product protein ShK-like4. The coding region runs from base 134 to 382 and encodes 82 amino acids. The transcript has 4 exons. NCBI's taxonomy places the organism in Eukaryota, Metazoa, Cnidaria, Anthozoa, Actiniaria, Edwardsiidae. The record is from RefSeq and is a predicted model, not a curated record.